Anolis carolinensis (green anole) is the source of this 3585-nucleotide messenger RNA. Its product is annotated as chromosome-associated kinesin KIF4-like. Gene Ontology annotation, molecular function: microtubule motor activity. The transcript has a single exon. The coding region runs from base 16 to 3507 and encodes 1163 amino acids. NCBI's taxonomy places the organism in Eukaryota, Metazoa, Chordata, Lepidosauria, Squamata, Anolidae. Gene Ontology annotation, cellular component: microtubule associated complex. Gene Ontology annotation, biological process: microtubule-based movement; spindle elongation; mitotic spindle organization. The record is from RefSeq and is a predicted model, not a curated record.
CGAAAAAAAAAAUCCAUGGAUCAGUGUGAGUACUGUAUACAGGCUGAAGAGAUCAACCGGUUAAGAACGCAGGUUCAAGAGUUGCAGGUUUUAUUGCUACAGGCCCACGGAGGGACACUCCCAGUUUCUAUUGGGGAGCCCUCAGAAAACUUGCAGUCUCUGAUGGAGAAGAACCACUCCCUUACAGAGGAGAAUGCAAAACCCAGCCGCAGCCUGAGCGAAGCAGCAAGUCAGAUUGCUCAGGUGUUGGAGAGUUACAUUGCGAAUGAAAAGAUCAACGCCAAACUUGAGGAGCUGCAGCAGCACCCUGUGACAAAACUCAACCUGCAGAAGUUACUUGAGACUCUGGAGGACCAAGAACUAAAACAGCUGGUGGAAUUAUUUUGUCAGCUGCAGGAACUGAUUACUCGCUUGACGAAUGAAAAUGCUAAUGGUGAUGCUGACAUGGAUACAUCUGACCAGGAUUCUUGUUAUAAUAGUGCUGUUUCAGAAGCUGAUCUGGAAGCCCAACGAUCCUCUGAUGAGUAUGCGACCCAGCAUGCCCUUCACCAGGCUCAGAUGUCAAAAGAGCUGCUGGAGCACAAUAAAGCCCUGGCUCUGAAGGAGGCCUUGGCGAGGAAGAUCUCUCAGAAUGACAGCCAGCUGGAGCCCAUACAGAGGCAAUACCAGAGCAACAUUAAGAAUUUGGAAGAAGUAGUUUCCAAACUGCAGAAGGAGAAAGAAGAGCUGAUCAUGGCACUUCACGUGUCCAAAAAGGAUGCCAACCAAGCAAAGCUGAGCGAGCAGCGUCGAAGGCGACUUCAGGACCUGGAAGGAGAAAUGACAGAUCUGAAGAAGAAACUGAAAGACCAGUCAAAGCUCCUGAAGAUGAAAGAAUCCAGUGAGCAGACAGUGCGCAAACUAAACCAAGAGAUCCGGAACGAUCUUGCGAAUGAAAUUGAGGUCCUUGUUAGUAUUGAAAAAGAUCAGCGCCACCUCAACGACCUUCUAGAAGACCGUAAAAAAUUGGCCAAGGAAAUCACAUCACUUAAAGAAAAGCAGGAGGCAGGGGAGAACCUUUCCGCAAAAAAAAAGAGGCGCACCUUCUCGCGCAAUGAUGCAGAUAUGAACUAUUCCCUCGCCAACCAAAUUCGGAGCCUGGAAACAGAGAUGGAGCUCAGGAGUGCCCAAAUUGCUGAUCUCCAACAGAAACUGCUGGAUGCCGACGCAGGAGACCGCACCAAGCAUCGCUGGGGGAGAAUCCACACCCUCCCAGAAGCCUAUUGUGCGAUCAAGUACCUGAUUGGCGAGCUUACCUCCUCCAAAGUAGAGUAUAGCAAACUGGAGAACCGCCUCAAGCAGAGCAAAACCUCAUGCGCCAACCUGCACAAAAUGCUGGCAGAGAAACAGAAAGUAGCCACCGAAAUGGAAGCAGAGUACGAAAGCCAGCUAGUCAAGAUGGAGCAGGAGCACCAAGAGAAGGUGCUGUACCUGCUCAGCCAGAUCAACCAUAAAGAAGAAACAGAGAAACGGCUCCUCAAACAGCUCCAAUUCCAGAAUCAAGAACUGUCAAGGAUGAGAGAAGUCUUUGAGAAGAACCAAGCGCUCUCUGAAGAGCUUGAUGUUGCCAAACAGAAACUGCUGCUGCUUCAAGUGGCCAGUGGGCAGAAGAUCCUCCGGAGCAUGCAUCCCGCUCUGGCAGAUGAACCGGACUCCCCCUUCAACUUCAUCCCACCCAAGCCCAAGCCCCACAGGCGAACUCCCGCAAGGUCUACAUUUGCGAUGCCAGAGGAAGACUCAACAUCCGAUUCGGAGGAUUUGGGAGGAGACACUGAAGAUGAUGAGUGGGUCCCAGCCAAACUUGCCAAGAAGACUGCUUUGGGGUGCUGCUGCAAAGGCGGUUGCAGAAACAGGAAGUGUGGCUGCCGGAAGCAAAAAGUGACCUGUUCUGAGGACUGUCGCUGCAAGGCCGAGGAGUGCUGGAACCGAGACAACUUUAUCUUGAAACAAGAACUGUCAAGGAUGAGAGAAGUCUUUGAGAAGAACCAAGCGCUCUCUGAAGAGCUUGAUGUUGCCAAACAGAAACUGCUGCUGCUUCAAGUGGCCAGUGGGCAGAAGAUCCUCCGGAGCAUGCAUCCCGCUCUGGCAGAUGAACCGGACUCCCCCUUCAACUUCAUCCCACCCAAGCCCAAGCCCCACAGGCGAACUCCCGCAAGGUCUACAUUUGCGAUGCCAGAGGAAGACUCAACAUCCGAUUCGGAGGAUUUGGGAGGAGACACUGAAGAUGAUGAGUGGGUCCCAGCCAAACUUGCCAAGAAGACUGCUUUGGGGUGCUGCUGCAAAGGCGGUUGCAGAAACAGGAAGUGUGGCUGCCGGAAGCAAAAAGUGACCUGUUCUGAGGACUGUCGCUGCAAGGCCGAGGAGUGCUGGAACCGAGACAACUUUAUCUUGAAUCAAGAACUGUCAAGGAUGAGAGAAGUCUUUGAGAAGAACCAAGCGCUCUCUGAAGAGCUUGAUGUUGCCAAACAGAAACUGCUGCUGCUUCAAGUGGCCAGUGGGCAGAAGAUCCUCCGGAGCAUGCAUCCCGCUCUGGCAGAUGAACCGGACUCCCCCUUCAACUUCAUCCCACCCAAGCCCAAGCCCCACAGGCGAACUCCCGCAAGGUCUACAUUUGCGAUGCCAGAGGAAGACUCAACAUCCGAUUCGGAGGAUUUGGGAGGAGACACUGAAGAUGAUGAGUGGGUCCCAGCCAAACUUGCCAAGAAGACUGCUUUGGGGUGCUGCUGCAAAGGCGGUUGCAGAAACAGGAAGUGUGGCUGCCGGAAGCAAAAAGUGACCUGUUCUGAGGACUGUCGCUGCAAGGCUGAGGAGUGCUGGAACCGAGACAACUUUAUCUUGAAUCAAGAACUGUCAAGGAUGAGAGAAGUCUUUGAGAAGAACCAAGCGCUCUCUGAAGAGCUUGAUGUUGCCAAACAGAAACUGCUGCUGCUUCAAGUGGCCAGUGGGCAGAAGAUCCUCCGGAGCAUGCAUCCCGCUCUGGCAGAUGAACCGGACUCCCCCUUCAACUUCAUCCCACCCAAGCCCAAGCCCCGCAGGCGAACUCCCGCAAGGUCUACAUUUGCGAUGCCAGAGGAAGACUCAACAUCCGAUUCGGAGGAUUUGGGAGGAGACACUGAAGAUGAUGAGUGGGUCCCAGCCAAACUUGCCAAGAAGACUGCUUUGGGGUGCUGCUGCAAAGGCGGUUGCAGAAACAGGAAGUGUGGCUGCCGGAAGCAAAAAGUGACCUGUUCUGAGGACUGUCGCUGCAAGGCCGAGGAGUGCUGGAACCGAGACAACUUUAUCUUGGAGGGGACACUCAUGGAGGGGCCAACAGGAGAUGCCAAGGACCUGGAAGACCCCACGCUGGUGGCAGCAGGGGACACUUUCUUUGCGCCCCCAGAGGUCACUCCCAACAGGAAGCGGACGCAGGCUCUGAGCAGCACCAGGCGGUGGUUCUCCGGCUGCACCCCGAUCAAGGAGGGCUUCUGAGCCGAAGGAAGCUCGAUCCUGUACUCAAGGCAGGCCCAGUCUUUUGUUAGUUUUAUAGCAUGUACAUUUUUUCUUGAG